Drosophila busckii is the source of this 574-nucleotide messenger RNA. RefSeq names its product eukaryotic translation initiation factor 4E-binding protein 3-like. Gene Ontology annotation, cellular component: cytoplasm. The record is from RefSeq and is a predicted model, not a curated record. The coding region runs from base 1 to 345 and encodes 114 amino acids. Gene Ontology annotation, biological process: negative regulation of translational initiation. NCBI's taxonomy places the organism in Eukaryota, Metazoa, Arthropoda, Insecta, Diptera, Drosophilidae. Gene Ontology annotation, molecular function: eukaryotic initiation factor 4E binding. The transcript has 2 exons.
AUGUCUGCUUCACCUACUGCACGUCAAGCCAUAGCCAUGACUAAGACCAAGAAGAUAAUUGUCUCGGAUCCCAUGCAAAUGCCUGAGGUGUACUCAUCAACGCCCGGUGGUACUAUCUACUCCACAACACCUGGCGGCACCAAGCUUAUCUAUGAACGUGCUUUCAUGAAGAAUCUGCGCGCCUCCCCGCUUAGCCAAACGCCACCCAACAAUAUCCCCAGCUGCCUAAUGCGUGGCACUCCCCGCACUCCUUUCCGCAAAUGUGUUCCCGUGCCCACGGAUCUGGUGAAGCAAACCUCUUCACUGAAAAUUGAAGAACAGGAACAAUUCCAGCUGGAACUGUAAAACAAUCAGCUCUAUUCCAAGCAGCUACUGCCAAAAUUACACUCAUCACACCUAACUAGUUAUAGAUACUGAUCCUCUUAGCCUAUAGAGCAACUCAUCAAAUUUCCCCACACAUACUUAGCUUUAAGUUUUUCUCUAGUGCUUCCCGUCCUUGAGGCGCUUGUUCAGUUUUUCAGUCAUAUUGACUGAGUCUAUUCGCUAUUUAUAUAAAUGUGUUUAGUACUUAAGC